AUCAAAAACAAAACUGUAGUCCCUUUGAAUGUCCUUGAGUGACGUUGCGAUUGGAGGUCAAUUAUACUUCAAGCAAAUUUGAAAUAACUUCCAAUAUUAUCUUGUAUAUAGCUACUGCACUGUUUAAGAGUGAAGCUAUCAAUGGCGACAGAAGCAAUUUUCAGGCCGCAUGUCGAUCAAGAAAAUCCAAACCCUCUGAACUUCAAAGGAGGAAAUGCGUCAGGGAGAAAAUUUGGAGCUACAAAAUCCUUUAAGUCCAGCAACGUUCCCAUAACAACUCCACGACGUGCUCUGGGAGAUGUAGGAAACACCCUUAGGCCAGCUGCUACAAAUUCAAGAAAAGGACUUGCUUUAAAACCAAACAAGCUCCUUGGAAAGACACCUACGACAAAGAUUUUUCAAGAUCAUACUCGGACGCCAUCAGCCAAAGGAAAACUGCUCUUGAAACAAAUUAGCUCUGCUGAGAUAAAACAAAGUAGGAAACAGAAAAAGGCAUCUCAAACAAAGACAGCAGUGAAACCAAAAGCUAAAGAGGAGCAAGACCUAAGUGAAAGAGAAGUGAUGUAUCCAUUUACUGACACAGAUGAUGUCCUUCCAAGGUCAAACCACAUUUCAACAAUUUUGAAGAAUGUUGGAGCUCUUUAUUAUGGCUGCCAGUUGCACCCUACUUAUUCCACUGAUUCUGAUGCUGAAGACAAUGCAGCAGACUUAUUUCACUUUGAUGAUUACAAAAGACCAGCAACAGAUAACUCUCUUGACUCACUCCCAUUUGAAAGAGAACUGGAUUCCUUAACUCCUCAAUUUGAUUGCUUCAGCUUAUCAGAUAUUGAACUGCCACCUGUGGACAUUGAUUCUCUGGGGCUUGGAUUAUUGUAGAAAUUCGAAUUUAUUCAUUACAUGACAUAACAUUUAAAUGCCUUGUAUGUAAUUCAUUUUGUUUUUUGUUUUUUUUGUUUUCUUUUCUUUUUUUUGAAAAGAUGUCAAAUCUGUCUAAAGCAUUAUUUCUUAACAAUAUCAUCCAAGUUUCUCUUUAAGUUUUCCAUUUCUCUGUGCUUUUAUGUAGUAUUAUCAUUUAAAUUUGGCAAGUUGCCUGUAUUUAAUUAUGCCACAUGUGUAACUUUUAAGUAAAAAAAUUGAAGGGAAUUUCCAAGUAGUAUUAGUUGCAAACUCUGAAAGAUGAAUAAAAUUGUAAAUAUUA
Messenger RNA from Stylophora pistillata, 1198 nucleotides. RefSeq lists its product as uncharacterized. NCBI's taxonomy places the organism in Eukaryota, Metazoa, Cnidaria, Anthozoa, Scleractinia, Pocilloporidae. The record is from RefSeq and is a predicted model, not a curated record.